ACAGUCUCGCUUUGUCUCCCAGGCUGGAGUGCAAUGGCGCUCUCUUGGCUCACUGCAACCUCCACCUCCCAGGUUCAAGCAAUUUUCCUCCCUCUGCCUCCCGAGUAGCUGGGAUUACAGGCAUCUGCCACCAUGCCCGGCUAAUUUUUUAUAUUUUUAGUAGAAACAGGGUUUCACCAUGUUGGUCAGGCUGGUCUCAAACUUCAGACCUCCGGUGAUCCACCCGCCUCAGCCUCCCAAAGUGUUGGGAUUACAGGCGUGAGCCACCGCACCUGGCCAGCAACCACCAUUCUUUCUAUAAAUUCUAUUACUCUAGGUAUCUCAUUCACUAGCCCAAUUUUUUUUGUUUGGUUUUUUUUUUGGUUUUUUUUUUUGGUUUUUGUUUUUUGAGAUGGAGUUUCGUUCUUGUUGCCCAGGCUGGAGUGCAAUGGCACAAUCUUGGCUCACCGCAACCUCCGCCUCCCGGGUUCAAGCAAUCUCCCAAGUAGCUGGGAUUACAGGCAUGCACCACCAUACCCGGCUAAUUUUGUGUUUUUAAUAGAGACUGGGUUUCUCCAUUUUAGUCGGGGUGAUCUCAAACUCCUGACCUCAGGUGAUCCGCCUGCCUCAGCCUCCCAAAGUGCUGGGAUUAUAGGCGUGAGCUACCAUGCCCAGCCCUCUCUGGCCCAUUUUAAGGAGAUAUAUUUGAAGGGCAGCUGAGGGGAAUGCUCUGAAUAAUUAACUCUUAUGGUAGUGAUUAAUUCUCCAAGUUUGUUUUUUUCUCUUUUUUCUUUUUUUUUUUUUUUUAAGACAGAGUCUCUGUCACCCAGCUUGGAGUGCAGUGGCGCAAUUUCAGCUCCCUGCAACCUCUGCCUCCUAGGUCCAAGUGAUUCUCCUGCCUCAGCCUCCCAGGUAGCUGGGAUUACAGGCACCCGCCACCACGCCCGGCUAAUUUUUGUAUUUUCAGUAGAGAGGGAUUUCACCAUGUUGGCCAGGCUGGUUUUGAACUCCUGACCUCAAGUGAUCCACCCGCCUCUCCCUCCCAAAGUGCUGGGAUUACAGGCAUGAGCCACCAUGCCCAGGCAAUUCUCCAAGUUAAUGCACAAUGCACAUCUAAGCUUAUGUGUGGCCUUAUCCUGGCAGAAUUGCUAAGGGACUGAUCAUCUGGGAGAGCCUCCUCUGCAGAGGUAGCCUUGGUUCCAAAGCCCCUGGUGGCUGUGAGGAGCCUGGCCACUGCCCCCUAUGGAGGCAGGAUAAUGGGAUGAGGAAGGCUGUGGAUCUGAUCACAGGACCCAAGCAUAAUUCCUUCAUUAGCUACUUGCUCUAGGAUUUGGGCCAAGUCCCUCCACCUGCCUCAGCCUCAGCUUCCUCUUCUGGGAAAUGGGACAAUACUUUCCAACAUAUUUAUGACUCAGAGUCAGUGAGACAGAUGAUGGACUUCCUUUGCAGUCUUGAGAAUCCUAGCACAGUGUUUGGAUGCAGUUAAAUGCAAGGAAAAUAGGACUCCUGAUCCCAAUUUGUAGAAGUAGUGGAGACCCAGAAAUACAGGGACUUGCCCAAGGUCAUACGGCACUUCACUGGUAAAAUUGGGCUGAAACCCAGCUACCCUCCACAAGUUGCAGCUAUUUAAGGUUUCUUGUUGGUCAGUCUUUCGAAGGACAGUAGACUUGAAAUAGAUGUUUGCUUUUCCGUCUUACUGGAUUUGAAACAUUUCUCAAGAAGCUCCAGUGUUGAUGGGCCUGUGGGAGGAUAGAGGGUAAAGAUUUGGGUAGGGGAUAAAGACAAUAAUUCUGUGUCAUAGGACUAGAGUCCUAAAUGACUUCCAUGGUGAUCAUCUUGUCCAGGGACAGCAAAUAUCUUGCACUGGGCAAUUACCCCUCCUACUGGACCCAUGGCAGACAGCAUCAGCCACAGCACUCCCAUUGACCCCUGGAUACAGCGUGAGGAGUCUUCUCAACACAGGCAAAACCAAUCAACCGGAAGUAGCAUGCCCAGUGGAAUCUGUGCCCUCCCUAAUCUAGUGCAGUCCCCUGCUUUUACAGAUGGGUGGCAGUCCUGGGAGGGGAAAGGACUAUGAAGGGCAAGUGAUGUCACAGGUCUCUUUGUGAGAGCAGAAAGGAGUCUGGCAGGACAGUUUGAAGCCUUCGGAAGUAUGUUUGCAAAAACAUCAGGGCAGAGCAACUCCCAGGGGGUAGAUGUUAUCAAGGUUCAUCAUGCCUAGUGGCGUAUAAGAAGACCCCGCCACCGGUCCCUCCACGCACCACUUCAAAGCCGUUCAUCUCAGUCACAGUCCAGAGCAGUACUGAGUCUGCCCAGGACACCUACCUGGACAGCCAGGACCACAAGAGCGAGGUGACUAGCCAGUCGGGCCUGAGCAACUCGUCGGACAGCCUGGACAGCAGUACCCGACCGCCCAGCGUGACACGGGGCGGAGUCGCCCCAGCCCCUGAGGCCCCAGAGCCACCCCCAAAACAUGCAGCUCUGAAAAGUGAACAAGGGACGCUGACCAGCUCUGAGUCCCACCCCGAGGCCACCCCCAAAAGGAAACUGUCAUCAAUAGGAAUACAAGUUGACUGCAUUCAGCCAGUGCCAAAAGAGGAGCCCAGUCCCGCUACCAAAUUCCAGUCCAUCGGGGUUCAGGUAGAGGACGACUGGCGAAGCAGCGUCCCCUCUCACAGUAUGUCCUCCCGACGGGACACAGACUCGGAUACCCAGGAUGCCAAUGACUCAAGCUGUAAGUCGUCUGAGAGGAGCCUCCCGGACUGUACCCCUCACCCCAACUCCAUCAGCAUCGAUGCCGGUCCCCGGCAGGCCCCCAAGAUUGCCCAGAUCAAGCGCAACCUCUCCUAUGGAGACAACAGCGACCCUGCCCUAGAGGCGUCCUCGCUGCCCCCACCCGACCCCUGGCUCGAGACCUCCUCCAGCUCCCCAGCAGAGCCGGCACAGCCAGGGGCCUGCCGCCGAGACGGCUACUGGUUCCUAAAGCUACUGCAGGCAGAAACAGAGCGGCUGGAAGGCUGGUGCUGCCAGAUGGACAAGGAGACCAAAGAGAACAACCUCUCUGAAGAAGUCUUAGGAAAAGUCCUCAGUGCUGUGGGCAGUGCCCAGCUACUGAUGUCCCAGAAAUUCCAGCAGUUCCGGGGCCUCUGUGAGCAAAACUUGAACCCUGAUGCCAACCCACGCCCCACAGCCCAGGACCUGGCAGGGUUCUGGGACCUGCUACAGCUGUCCAUCGAGGACAUCAGCAUGAAGUUUGAUGAACUCUACCACCUCAAGGCCAACAGCUGGCAGCUGGUGGAGACCCCCGAGAAGAGGAAGGAAGAGAAGAAACCACCCCCUCCGGUCCCAAAGAAGCCAGCCAAAUCCAAGCCGGCAGUGAGCCGCGACAAGGCCUCAGACGCCAGCGACAAGCAGCGCCAGGAGGCCCGCAAGAGACUCCUGGCGGCCAAGCGGGCAGCUUCUGUGCGGCAGAACUCAGCCACCGAGAGCGCAGACAGCAUCGAGAUUUAUGUCCCGGAGGCCCAGACCAGGCUCUGAGACCACGCAGGAGGAAAGAAACGAUUUUAAAUCAUUAAAAACACAAAAACUAAGUGCGAAUGGAACAGAGUUUUCUCAACCUUUGCUAUGGUUAUUCUGUCUAGAGACCCUGAGCCAACUUUCAAAUUGACACAUACAAGGGCUCACAAUUUGGCUUUUUUGGGUCCCUCCCAGCUUUAGGUUAUGAAGAUUUUACUCACAAAAAAAAUCAACAAAAAUCACGAAACUAGAAAACUUUUUUUUCCUCUUGCUGGCUGUGGUGGACUAGAUAGAUGGACGUCGGCAACUCCCGGCCCAGCCUCCAUACUGCGGUCUUUUUACUCGUUCUAGCUGAUGAGAACUCACACUAGCUUGUUUACAAGAUGACGACAGUCCAAGGGCAGCCUUGGGCACCUGCCAUGUCCUUCCUUUCCCCAGCUACCCCGCUCUGACCUUGGAUUUUCAUUCUUAUGUUUUUCUCUUUUCCCUUCAGAGCUCACACAGUGGUCACCAUUGUGGCAAGCGGCUUUCUGGGUCUCAGCCCUCUCUGCGGUUGAGGGCCCAGAGGACAGAGAGAUGGACACGCGUCCCCUCCCUCCCCCACCAAGUGCUCACACACAACCUCACACGUGCACACACACACGCAGAUGGAGGCGCCUCACUGGGAGGUGCCCCGCCAGCCCUGGGCAGUGUCAGGCAGGACUCACUCACCGCUGAGCAGAUGAGGGAAGUUUUAGUCUUGGGGGGUGGAAAUGAGACGAAGCCACAGUUAUCACACUCCAGACUCCUGCCCUUUUAUUUUCUCCAGCCCCUUCUUCCUUCAGCAAAAUGUAGGACUCCCGAGUGGCUUCCAGGGGGCUGUCAGUCCUCAGCCGCGCCUGUGUCCGGUGCCCGAGGGGCGGGCGGCGGUCUCUGUAUGUAUGUGUACAUAUGCACAUAGACCUUAGAGUGUAUAGUUAACAAACGCCCAUCUGCUCACCCAUGCCCACCCAGCGCCGCCGCCGCUGGCUCUCGGGGCACCUGGCAGGAGGCGGGUGUGUGAAUAGCAUAUAUUUUUACAUGUACUAUAUCUAGGUGUGUACAAGUGUGUGUAAAAAUAUAUACCUUGUGUGUAAGCAGCCCUUUUUUUUUUUUGGUCUCCACCCCCUCCCCCCGACUCCUAAGGGCCCAUCUGCCCAGCCUCUGAGUUUUCUGUUCUAUUUUUUUUUUUACCCCAAUUAUCCUUCUCUCUCUCCUGCCCCCCCAUCCCACUCCCAGGGUGUCACGAGCCCUGAGCUGCAAUGGCCCGGGCCUGCAGGGCGGGGUGGGGGAGGGCAGGGGCUCAGCCCCGAAGCCAGCUCAGUACCUGAGGGGCUGCUCUAUGCUGUGUAUGCGCCUCUCUGGCAUCCGAGACAUCCUCUUGGCUGGCGCUUGCUGCAGGGGGGACCCCCCCCCUCCCCAGGUGAACCAAGGGUCUGCUCCGGGGCCCAUUUCCAGCUUGGCCGCCGUCUGUGACCUUGGGCAAGUCACUUGACCUCUGUGUGCCUCAACUUCCUCCUCUGUAAAACGGGGACAGUCCCUGCCCCUCCCUACCUCACAGGCAUGUUGUGAGAAUAAAUGAGGUAACGUGUA
Messenger RNA from Pan troglodytes (chimpanzee), 5106 nucleotides. It is a transcript of the gene DLGAP4, whose product is annotated as DLG associated protein 4. Gene Ontology annotation, biological process: signaling. Gene Ontology annotation, cellular component: glutamatergic synapse; postsynaptic specialization. Gene Ontology annotation, molecular function: molecular adaptor activity. The coding region runs from base 2659 to 3516 and encodes 285 amino acids. The transcript is spliced from 7 exons. NCBI's taxonomy places the organism in Eukaryota, Metazoa, Chordata, Mammalia, Primates, Hominidae. The record is from RefSeq and is a predicted model, not a curated record.